Molecule: messenger RNA, 2806 nt
Organism: Phragmites australis (common reed)
Lineage: Eukaryota; Viridiplantae; Streptophyta; Magnoliopsida; Poales; Poaceae
Product: inactive TPR repeat-containing thioredoxin TTL3-like
Exons: 7
Coding region: 407-2437 (676 amino acids)
Cellular component (GO): cytoplasm
Molecular function (GO): protein binding
Source: RefSeq, a predicted model, not a curated record
GAGGGAGGGCAGCCGGCGCGGCGCGGGAACCGCGACCUGCCGAAAACCGACGAGGCGAGCGAGGGAGGGAAAAGCGAGGAGGCGGCGAGCGCGAGCGAAUCACCUCACCCGUCCCGUCCCGUCCCGUCCUCCGCCCGCCCCGCCCCGCCCCGUUGUUACUGCUCCACGCUGCGACGGAGUGUCUCACUGCCAGUCAGUCAGUCCCCAGCUUCCUCCAAAUCUACCCCGUCCCACUCCCACCUCGCCUCCCCCGCCUUCAUCAUUCCUUGCUUCCUCGCCCGCUCGCUCCCUCCCCUUCGCGAGAUCCCCAUCCCCAUCCGCGCCCCUCUUCCAUGCCGCACUAGCGAGCGACCGAGCCAGCAGCCGACGCGCGAGAUCCAGCGCCGCACCCUAGGUGCUUGGCGGAAUGUCCCACCGCCCGCCGGCGCCAAUGCCGGACACCCUCUCCGACGCCUUCGCCGCCGCCGUCCUCCUCUCCUCCACCGACAAGCCCGACACGCUCCCGCCAGGCAGGCUCUCGCCGGUCUCCCCGCUCCCGCACUCCUCCAAGCUCCCCACCCCGAGCUCCUCCUCGGGCUCCUCCGGCUCCGUCUCCGUCUCCAGGGCCCCCCUCGCGCCCGCCUCGGGCCUCGCCUCGCGUAGGAGCCACUCUGGCGAGAUCCCGCUCCCCUCGGACGCCCCUCCCCGCGGGGCGCGCCCGGGCCACCGCCGCACCGGCUCCGGGCCCCUCAUCUUCACCUCCGGCACCAGCGCCUGCUCCAGCUCCGCCACCUCGCCGCUCACCAACGCGCUCCCGGCGGGGAACAUCUAUCCCUCCGGUCGGCUCACCAAGCCGCUGCCCUCGUCCUGCUCCGCGGCCACCCCGCCGCCCCCGCCGCGCGCCACCCGACACGACGUGCUCGGCUCGGGCACCGCCAACUACGGCCAUGGGAGCAUCGUGCGCUCGCGCUGCGGGGGCGCCGCGCCCUCCACCGAGGAGGACGCGAUGGUCAUGCGGGCCAUGUCGGUCGCCGACCGGGAGGAGGUCAAGAGGGCCGGGAACGAGCAGUACAAGAAGGGUUGCUUCGAGGAGGCGUUGAGGCUGUACGACCGCGCGCUCGCCAUGUGCCCCGACAAUGCCGCGUGCCGGGGCAACCGCGCCGCCGCGCUCAUUGGGCUCCGCCGCCUCGGUGAGGCCGUCAAGGAGUGCGAGGAGGCUCUGCGGAUUGAUCCUUCGUACGGCCGCGCACACCAGCGACUCGCUUCCCUGCAUAUAAGGCUAGGACACAUCGAGGAUGCUCUGAGGCACCUCUCCCUGGUGACCCCGCAGCCUGAUCUCCUAGAGUUGCACAGACUGCAAACAGUGGAAAAGCACUUGGGGAGAUGUGUGGAUGCACGAAAGGUUGGUGACUGGAAGAGUGUUCUAAGGGAAAGCAAUGCUGCUAUUGCGGCCGGAGCUGACUCCUCUGCUCUGCUGUUGGCUGCUAGGGCAGAAGCUCUUCUCCGGCUCAAUCAUAUUGAUGAGGCUGAUCUGGCUAUCACAAGUGCCUCCAAGUUUGAUUAUUCAUCUUCAUGCUCCCCAGACACCAAAUAUUGUGGGUUCCUCGCCAAUGCAUACCUCUUUUAUGUACAUGCCCAAGUUGACAUGGCAUUGGGAAGGUUUGACCAUGCGGUCUCUUCCGUAGAUAAGGCCAGGAUAAUAGAUCCCGGAAACACUGAAGUGGUAACUAUGCACAACAAAGUGAAAGCUGUGGCUAGAGCACGAUCUCUAGGGAAUGAGCUCUUCAAUUCUGGAAAUUUUUCGGAUGCUUGCUUAGCUUAUGGUGAAGGGCUCAAGCAACACCCUGUGAAUUCAGUCCUGUACUGCAAUAGGGCAGCUUGCAGGUUCAAUCUAGGGCAGUGGGAGAAGUCCAUUGAGGAUUGCAAUGAAGCUCUCAAGAUUAAACCCAACUAUAGCAAGGCUUUGCUCAGGCGUGCAGCUUCCUAUGGCAAGAUGGAGCGAUGGGUGGAAGCUGUAAAGGAUUAUGAGGUUCUCAGAAAGGAACUUCCAGGUGACACAGGGGUUGCUGAAGCCUAUUUCCAUGCCCAGGUUGCUCUCAAGUCAUCUCGAGGUGAGGAAGUAUCCAACAUGAAGUUUGGAGGAGAGGUUGAAGCAAUUACAGGAAUGGAACAAUUCCAGAUGGCUACAUCUUUGCCAGGGGUUUCAGUCGUCCAUUUCAUGACACCUUUAAAUCAGCAGUGCUGCAAAAUCUCCCCAUGUGUGAACACACUGUGUACCAGAUACCCAUCUGUCAAUUUCCUCAAGGUCGAUGUAAAUGAGAGCCCUGCCGUUGCACGUGCUGAAAACGUAAGGACAAUUCCAACGUUCAAAAUCUACAAAAAUGGUGUUAGAGUGAAAGAGAUGAUCUGCCCCAGCCAGCAGCUGCUGGAAUAUUCAGUGAGGCAUUAUGGGAUUUAGGCCAUGAAGCCAGUGAUUUGAUGUUUCCGUACGCCUCCAGCGUCCCUGGAGCCAGCGCAGGCUUAGCCGGAGCAGAGUCAGCGAAUGAAAAGCGAAGAUCAACUUUUUCCCGACCUUUUCUGUCCUACAACCCUUACAUUUCCACCCAUUUCUCCAUUUGCUGAUUACCUACCCAAUUUAUUCUUUUCAUCUGUUUCGUCCGUACAUCAUUGUUGCGAAAUUCCUCGUCAUCUCCUGAUUCAUGUGAAGAACGACUGUAAAUUUGUUACUUCCAUGUUUACCAGACAACCAAGGAAAGAAAGGUAUAGAUUGCAUUUGUACUCUCGGUUCAGUUAUGUAAUAUGGAAGUAUAGGACCCCCAUUAUCUUU